ACUUCAUAGAAAAUGUGUUUCGGACAACAGUUCAGAUGAAACGGAAUUGGUACAUGUUAAAUUCUCCUUUUUGUGGCAUUCAAUGACUGUCAUUCAAGAACAUAAUCUAGAUUUCAAUCUAAAAAACAUGGCUAAAGCAAUCGCAAAUGAAGAAAACCAACUUUCUCCAGAUGAUUUUAAAAAAUUUUACGAACAGCAAAAUCGUUAUGAACAGUGGGGUGGACUCAUGGGCUCUAUUCAUAUAGAAGGAAAAGAAGAUCAAGAAUUAUAUAUGUGGUCAUGCAGAACAAGAAUACAAGAUUCCUUGCUUUCAUGUGACCGAUUUUCAAUCACAAGAAUGUUUAUGUACUUUCAAGAUGGGUUUCCGAUAAAAAUUGAGAACUUGUCGAUUCAACAUUUUUUUAAAAAUUAUACGAAUGGAUACACUAUAAAUGACCUCGGAGGAGCCAAUGAAAUUCAAGACUGUACUUUGGAAGAUAAUAUGGUUAAUUUGGAUCCUUCAAAAAUUGCAUAUUCUUUCAAAAUAAGUCGAUCGAACAAAUAUGUAAAUAAAAAUGUAACUUUGGAUUUUGGAGCAGAUAAGGAAGUAUUUUAUAUUGGGUCUGAUUUAGAAGUUAAAGUGAUUAUAAGACAAUUCGAAAUAUUUUUGGAUGCCGAAACAAAAGGAAUUGGUGUUAUGUAUCGGACAGAAAAGCCUAAUGAAAGUAUGAAACGAGAUCUAAUAUACCCUCCAUUACUUCUAAAAGACAGUGGCAAAAUAUGUCGGGAUGAGUCAGUUAUACCCUUGACAAAUGAAAUGGCAAAAAGUUCUCUAAUAACUGGAGGAAAAGGGUGUUCGCUUUCACUUCUUACAAGUCUAUCAAGAAAGGAUCCUUUGUUCGAAGUUCCGAGAGGAUUUGUAAUAACAACUGCAGCGUUUGACAAACAUAUCAAAGCUAAUCCUUCUGCAAAUUUUGCAAUUCAACGUGUUGUCAAAGUAUCUAGCAACAAAAUUUCUGGAGAUCUUAAGGAAGAAUGUGAUAGAUGCACCAAAGAGUUUCAAAAAACAAAACUAGACGAAAAUCUGAAGAUUGAAAUAAAGGAAAUGUUAUCUCGAGUAUACGAUACAUCUGUUUCCUCAUUAAGAUUUUCAAUUCGCUCAUCAGCAUGUGAUGAGGACAGUGAAGAUUAUUCCGCAGCUGGGCAAAUGCUAACUGUUUUGGGGGUAAGAGGUUUGGAGAAUAUAUACAAAUCAAUAGUUGAAUGCUGGUCAUCGAAAUUUGGAUAUGAGGCCGUUCAAUAUACAAGGCAAAGUGGGAAACUCAUUCGAUCGCCGAUGGCAGUGGUUGUACAAGAAAUGAUCCCGUCAGAAAUCUCGGGAGUAUUGUUCACAGUAGAUCCAGUAACUGGCAAUCCGUCUCGACCUCAUAUUACAGCAAACUAUGGAUUAGGAGAGACAGUUGUGUCAUCAUUGGCUGAACCUGAUACAAUUGUAUUGAAAAGAAUAAAUGACUCUUUAGAAGUGGAAACGAAAACAAUUGGAGCUAAGCAAACUCAAGUGCAUAUGACAGAUGAAUACGGUACAGAACAAAAAGAAUUUGAAAAUGAAAUUGAAGCAGCAUGUUUAAGUGAUGAAUGGGCCAUAAUGAUAGGAAAGGCAGGAAUUUUGGUUGAGAACUGCUUUUGUUCACCUCAAGAUAUAGAAUGGGCUUGCUACAAAAAUAAGCUAUAUCUUCUUCAGGCUAGGCCUAUUACAACUUUGCAUACUGAAACGGAAUUUGAAAUGACACAUGACCAAGAUACUCCGAUGAAGUCAUGUAGUGACUACUGGACGAGAGCUAACGUCGGAGAAGUUUACUUGGGAGCAAUGUCGCCUUUGGGUAUUUCAACAGUGACUGCUAAUAACGACAUUUAUAGUUUGAGAAAUCGGUUCAUCAGAGAGCUGUCCCCCGAGAAAGAUUUUUGUCCAUAUUUGUUUCAUAUUCUUCCAGUCACUCACAGACAAGUAGCAUUAAAUAUCAUUAAUGUUUUAUUUCGGGCCAAUGACAAAGAGAUCAGCAAUUUUCAGAAAUCAUUCGAAGUAGCUUUGUUUGGAAGACUAAUAGGAACUGAGGAAAUGCAUAAAGCUGGAAUAAAGAAACACGGAUACAUGACACGUAUACAGCGUUUAAUUGGACUUCCCUAUAUAUUUGUGUUUGCAUAUCUAGUUCCAAAAUGGGCUGAACAGUACGAGAAAAAACUUCGUAAUUAUCAACUACCCUUAGAAAGUUUCACAUCUGUAGAAAAGACUUGGAAUGCAAUUAUGGGUCAGAUGAAAUUUAUUAAUGAGGUUACUAAUGUGCACGGAAUGGCAACUUUCCUGUCUUCAUUUUACAAUUUAUGGGUUCUGAACAUUUUGUCAAGAAAGAAAAAAGAUUGGGAUAAUGAAGUUUAUAGCGAUUUUUCAACCCUUUUAUCAGCCUGUGCAAAUGUAGAAAGUGCAGAUGUUCCUGAAAAUCUACAAGAAUUAGCUCGAAUUAUAGCAAAGCAACAUGGAUCCACAUUUUCAUCAUUAUCACCAAACAUGGCUUAUAAUGUACUUGAAAACGACACAAGCCUUGCUGGCGUACUAUUCAAAGAAUUUUUAAGAAAGCAUGGUCACAGAUGUAUUAAAGAAUUUGAUAUUUAUUCUGAGUCUUGGGGUAUGAAUCCAGAAAACUUAAUGCCAAUUCUUCAGAGCAUGGUGAUUUCUCCAAAUAUUUUGAAUCCUCAACACAAAGAAGAAAUGACUGUUGAAACAGCUAUUUCAAAAGUUAAAGCACCGGUUUCCGGCAUAUAUAGAAAAAUUCUUAAAUUUGUGCUUCCAUGGUGUCGUAACGCUGUACGGAGGAGAGAGAAAACAAAAUCGAUGGUAAUUAAAACACUGGAUUGGUUAAGGAAGACAGUCAGUCAACUUGCUGAAAUGAUGGUUCAAGAGGAAAUGCUUCCAUCAAAAGAUCUUCUUUAUUUCCUCACUUUAGGAGAAGUUGAUGAAUUGAUCCGCUACAGAAAAUCUGGUCUAGUUUCCAAAGCUAUUCGAAGAAAAAAACUUCAUCCAAAGUUAGACAAUUUGACCUUUCCUGAGAUCAUAACCGGUAUACCAAAGCCAGUAGAAGUUAAAGAAGACAUGGAAAGCUUGUCAAAAUCUUCAUUUACAAUUACAGGCACACCUGUAUGCCAAGGAAAGGUGAGAGGUACUGCCCGUGUUAUAAAAUCUUUUUCUGAAGUUUCUCAAAUACAGAAUGGUGACAUACUUAUCACAUAUUCAACAGAUAUAGGUUGGACUCCCUAUUUUCCCCUUCUGUCUGGAGUUGUCACAGUGCUCGGAGGAUUAAUAUCACACGGUGCAGUAAUCGCUAGAGAGUAUGGUCUACCAUGUAUAGUUGGAGCACAAAAUGCUUUGUCAGUAUUUAAAUCAGGGGACAUUGUUCUUUUGGAUGGCACGAAGGGAACCAUCACAAAAUUGGAGAUUUUGGAGAACUCCUGAUACUGUUAAUAUUUAAUCCUGAACUGUGAAGUUAAUGUAAACAUUUGUCUUCAACAAAAUCAUUACAAUAUUGUAAAGUUACAUUAAAAAUAUUUAUUUUUCAAAGUAA
Molecule: messenger RNA, 3593 nt
Organism: Parasteatoda tepidariorum (common house spider)
Lineage: Eukaryota; Metazoa; Arthropoda; Arachnida; Araneae; Theridiidae
Source: RefSeq, a predicted model, not a curated record